AUGGUUCCAUCUAUUUCAGGAUUUAGCAUUGAUGAAUAUUGCCUAAAGAAGUCAUGGGGUGUAAAUAAAAGAAAUCGUAAAACACUUAAAAAAACAACCAAAUUAUCCAAAAGAGAAGACAGGAUUAGUAGUUUACCAGACGAAGUAUUAGGUAGAAUUCUAUCUUUACUUCCUACAAAACAUGCUGUUGCUACUACUAUUCUUUCAUCAAGGUGGAAGAACCUUUACAAACUUAUUAGUACUUUUGAUUUUGAUGAUUCGAUUACUUUUAGUUCUCGAGAUGAUUCGGGAAACAAUAGCAAGAAGGCUAGUUUCAAGAGAUUUGUGAAUGAGAUGUUGUCGCGGUGUAAGAUGUCUUGUAUUACCAAGUUUCGGCUUAAAUGUGGGUGCUACCGAUACAAGAACUCUUUGUUGUGUGAUUGGAUUAAUGCUGCUUCUUUACAUAAGGUUGCUGAACUUGAAGUAUCAAUUAAUAUGGCAUUUACUUGUAGAGUACCUUGUGUGCUAAAACUUGAUCAAUUGAACUGUGAGAGUUUGGUGGUUCUGAAGUUGGAUUGUGGGUUUGUACUGUGUGUUUCAAAACCAUUUACUUUUCCGAAGCUCAAAGUCCUUUUUCUUGAAGGAAUUAUGUUCCGAGGAAAUGGAUUAAGUCGGUUUAGUAACUGUUAUGAACCUUGUUUGGAUGAUCAUGGUCUUAAUGGGAUUCUGUUUGGUUGUCCAUUGCUCGAAGAAUUGGUGAUUAACGGGUGUGAUUGGAAUGGCGGUGAUCUUUACUUCGCUAACCCUUUGCUUCGAAGGUUGACACUUGAGUCUGGGAUGACUGGACCUCUAGACCAACUCAAUAGCUCUAUGGUUUAUCUAAAUUUGCCGAGUUUGGUUUACUUUAACUACUCCGAUGGCUUAGCAGAGCAAUAUGAUUUCAGAAAUCUGAGUAAUAUCAUUGAGGCUCGUAUUGAAAUUUGUUUUAAUGAUGAUGAAUUCGAUGAUCAACAAGAUCUUUGCGACACUAUUCUUGAUCUUAUCACCGGGGUUAAUAGAUGUCAAUCCUUGAACUUGUCCCGUCAAUGCUUGGAGGCUCUUACAAGUGGUGAUUUCGAACUGCCUAUCUUUUGUAAUUUGACUUGUUUGGACCUCGCUCUUGGCCAUGACGUUAGCUGGAAUGAUGUGCUGCUAGACUUUCUGAAUAGCUCUCCUUGUUUGCAGUCUCUUACCUUGGAGCAGGGAUUCUUGAGAUGCACCUACAUUCUACAAGAUGGAGGAGACUUUUUGCUAGAUGGUGAAGUAGACGAUGACUUCUUGCUAAUGGAUGAAGUAGUGCCGCCUUGUGUUCAUUCUCGGUUGAAGUUUAUCAACAUCAAGGAAUUCAGAGGAUUCACAGGGGAGAUGCAAAUGAUCAUGUAUUUCCUUGCGAAUGCUCAUCUUUUGGAGGAGAUGGUCAUACAUUGGGAUCAAAGAAUAAGAAAAAGGGACUCUUUUGCUAAAGAAAAGGAAAUAUUGGAGUUGCCAAAGUCUUCUACAUCCUGCUCAAUCGCAUUUAAGUGA
Messenger RNA from Chenopodium quinoa (quinoa), 1542 nucleotides. Its product is annotated as F-box/LRR-repeat protein At4g14103-like. Gene Ontology annotation, molecular function: protein binding. The transcript is spliced from 4 exons. Bases 1 to 1542 code for a protein of 513 amino acids. The record is from RefSeq and is a predicted model, not a curated record. NCBI's taxonomy places the organism in Eukaryota, Viridiplantae, Streptophyta, Magnoliopsida, Caryophyllales, Amaranthaceae.